This is a messenger RNA of Oryzias latipes (Japanese medaka), 1768 nucleotides long. RefSeq names its product cytochrome c oxidase assembly factor COX15 (gene cox15). Gene Ontology annotation, molecular function: oxidoreductase activity, acting on NAD(P)H, heme protein as acceptor. NCBI's taxonomy places the organism in Eukaryota, Metazoa, Chordata, Actinopteri, Beloniformes, Adrianichthyidae. The record is from RefSeq and is a predicted model, not a curated record. Gene Ontology annotation, cellular component: mitochondrial inner membrane. Gene Ontology annotation, biological process: heme A biosynthetic process.
GUCAAAGGUUAAAGUUGAACCCCGACAACAGGAAACAGGACGGUAGCGGUCUGCAGCUCCAGCAGUCUUUUUCUGAGACUCGCUUUAAUUAAUUUGCUUCAGGACAAAUUACGAUUAAAAAAAUAUGUUGCUGUCGGCAUUACGGACACGGUUUUUUUGUGGCUGCAGAAGUGCUGGUAAACAGUUUCAAUACAGCAACAGGAGUCCACAGGUUCGACAAUGGCUUGUGAAGAGAAAUCAGAGCACCAUUACAGUGGAGGCAGGAACGUCCUCCACUCCAGCCGCUACCGUUCCCAACGCAGCCACAAACCGGAUAGUUGGUCGCUGGUUACUUGGCUGCAGUGGGUUGGUUGUUGGAGCUGUGGUUUUGGGUGGGGUUACAAGGCUAACAGAGUCUGGGCUGUCCAUGGUUGACUGGCAUUUGGUCAGAGAGAUGAAACCUCCUCAAACACAAGAAGAGUGGGAGGCUGAGUUUUUCAAGUACAAGCAGUUUCCAGAGUUCAAAAUACUGAAUCAUGAAAUGACUCUGCCAGAAUUUAAAUUUAUCUUUUACAUGGAGUGGGGCCAUCGCAUGUGGGGCAGGCUGGUUGGUUUGGCAUACAUCCUUCCCACCAUCUACUUCUGGAGAAAGGGAUACUUCACACGCUCCGUGAAGGGAAAAGUGUUGGGGCUUUGCGGAUUUGUCUUCUUCCAGGGUCUUUUGGGGUGGUACAUGGUGAAAAGUGGACUGGAGGAGAAGCAGGACUCGUACGAUGUCCCCCGGGUCAGUCAGUAUCGUUUGAGUGCUCAUCUGGGUUCUGCUUUGUUGCUCUACACUGCCAGUCUGUGGAUGGGGCUUACCAUGCUGCUUCCAGCUCACAAGAUGGUGGAAUCUAAACAUCUUAUGCAGCUCAGAAGGUUUGCCAAAGGUACUGGUGGACUGGUCUUCCUGACUGCUUUAUCAGGUGCAUUCGUUGCCGGUCUGGAUGCUGGGCUGGUGUAUAACUCUUUCCCAAAGAUGGCAGAUAAAUGGAUUCCUGAUGAUCUGCUGGCCUUCUCUCCUACCCUCAGGAACUUCUUUGAAAAUCCCACCACUGUGCAGUUUGACCACAGAAUAUUGGGGAUCUCAUCUUUGGCAGCGAUUACAGGUCUCUAUCUGUUCUCACGGAGGAUGGUGUUGCCCAGGAGGGCUAAGAUCGCCAUCAGCCUCCUGGCGACGAUGGCUUAUACACAGGUUGCCCUUGGCAUCAGCACGCUCUUGCUGUAUGUCCCCACUCCACUGGCAGCCACUCAUCAGUCUGGUUCUGUGGCUCUCCUCACAUUUGCCAUUUGGGUUCUCGCAGAACUGCGCAGAAUGCCUAAAUAAGCAUUGCCACCUUUCCAUACAGCCUUAUUGACAUUACAGACUCUGCAGAGCGACACAGUGAAACAUUUGGAGGGAAAAGUGCAAAAGCGGAUGGGUGAAAGUCACCAAACUGUCGUUUUUGCUGGGUUCCUUUGUCUUAAGUUUUUUUUUUUUUUUUCACAUAAAAGCAAUCGGCUGCUUUUCUUUAAAAAUAUGUCAGGAAAGCAGUUUGAUGUGUUCAUUAAUUUAUACAUCCUCUUAAAGUUUCCAAAUGUAUGUAAAUCUGAAAAUUGUGACAUCAAUUUAAGCACAUUUGAACAGUUUGACUCUGGUGUUAUACAUUUAUUUAAAGGAUUGUUUUCAUUAUUUUUCAUUUUUAAAGAUUUGCUUUGUUUCGCUCACCAAAGCUCACCAAAAAUCAUAAUAAAAGCUUAAAAAGUCAUA